UAUGACUUUUGAAUCAAAACUCGACCGCAAAACCAACGGCUAAGCUUACUGAACUUAAAAAAAUGUAUUAAUUUCAAGGUGUUGUCUAUAAAGUUUUUGAUUCCUUAAUCAGUUUUCCGAUCUUUAGCAAUUGGUGUUUUAUACUUUAAUCGUGUAAUAUCAAAUUAAAAGUUUUGUUCGUAUAAAAUAAUAAUGGACAAAAUUACGGUAAUAAAAGGAAAAAUCGAGUCAGAAAACCCAAUAUUAGUCGCCUCAGCUAUUUCCAAGCUGGUUAACAUGAUUACGAUGAAGAUUAGUGGGACAAGAACAGACAUGACAAAAAUCCCUGAAAUGUUGCUACUUCAAGAAUAUUGUUGCCACCAUAAUACAGUCGUCAGUAUGACAGCAUUUAGAGCAUUGUGUGAAUUCAUAACAACUAAUGAUCAUUAUCCUACUCAACUAUUGAUUGAUUGGCUAACUGUUCUGAUGUCUCGGACUAAAUGCAAAACUGGAUUUAUUCAAGAAGUGUUUGAAUUAAUUGUUUUUUUAUUAAAAAAAAAAAAAACUACUAUCAACAAUAAUAAUAUCAAUGCCUUAAUUGAUCUUUUAAUUAAAAUAAUGGACGAAAACAUCGAUCAAUGGAGUUAUGUUCUACUUCAUUUGCAAGUUAAUACAAAUUUAGAUGAUCCAAGUUUUACCAAAAACUGGUUGAAUGUAACUAAGCGUUUAUUCAAAUUCAUUUUUAUAUCACGAACACCAUCAAGCUACCGAAUUGAAUUCGUAAAAUUGUUUUUAGAAAUACUUGUGUGCACGUCAGAGUAUGAAUUAAUAUUUGAAAUUUACUCUUGUUUACAAAUGAGCGAUUUGAAUAAUGUUUUGUUUUUAUCAAAUUUGUUGGAUGAAAUCUGUCAAGUAAUUCCAUACAAACUUCAUGAAAUACAAUUCAAUUUAUGUUUGUGUAUAGCUGAAUGUUCAGUUCAAUUAUUUAUGCACGGAUAUGAACCUACUUUAGUACUAUUAAGACUCAAAAGACUUUUAAAAAUUUGCCCUUGUGCUGCUGAAAAUGUAUUACUGGCAAUGAUUAGAGCUUUAAAUGUUUGCUGGUCAAAUUGUGUACUGCAAAUAACAAAUUUUUGUUUAAAUAUUAUUCAAAACUAUGGAUGUCAUAAAAUAAUUGCCCAAACAUUAUUAGCUAGUAUUUUCCAAUGGAAUCAAAAUAAAGGAAUCAUUAAUGACUCGAUAGAGUCGAUUGUUUCUACUGUUAAUUUUAACAGUACAUCUAAACUUCGAUCAUGCCAAAAUUAUCAUGAAAUGUCACCGUUCAUGAGAGCAGAUUGCCACAUCACAAUGUCUAUUCAAUUAAUAAAGCUGUGUGCUGAAUUUGACAAUCAACAUUUUAUUACAAAAUGGUUAGCAAAAAUCAAAAAAUCAACAUUUUUAUCAGAGAAUACUUUAUUUAGCUUUUUUGUAGCUGGCCUUUACUUGUGCAAACGGUUUGAUAAUCAUCAUCAACAAAGUUUAUUAAAUUUAAUAAACAAAAAAUACCUAUUACCAUUUAUAACUUAUGCUAUAAAUAACGAAACAAACUGUUAUAAAAAAUUACAUCUAUUACAAGUCGUACCUACAACUGCUUGUAUGCAAGAAAACGUGUCAUUAGUUAUAAAUCUUAUUAAGCAAUUUGAAGAAUGUAAUGAAGAAACUCUCCAAAUAUAUAGCAUUAUUAUGUAUUUUGAUUUAUGGACAAUAGAAUCUAGAUGUUAUAGAUUCUUACUAUAUAGUAUAUCAAAGGACAAACCUGGAUGGCAGUGGAACGUUGUAAAGGCAUAUACUGUCCAGAAAUUAGUAAAAACCAAUCCUAAUUCAGAUUUGGUGCCUAUCCUAAAACAAAUGUUGGCAUUUUAUAUUAAACAUAAACUGUAUUUACCAAUGAAAUUGACUUUAGAAUCAUUAAUUGAAUUAUGUUCAGCUGAAUACUUAAGCUCCGAGGCUCUUUUAAAAAUAUUUGAUAAAAAUAUUGGUAACAUUCAUCAUCCUUCAGUCAUUUCGAGUUAUUGUGAUUUAUUGGCAGAAUCUGCUAUUCAAACUACAGACAAUAAAGUACGUACUGAAAAUAUACAAAAGCUAUGGUCUUUGGUAUUACAUUCAAAUAUUAAUACCAUAAAGUGUGCAUUAAAAUCAUUAUCAAAAAUUGACUUAGAAAACAUGCCUAUGCGAAUUUUACCUCAGACAUUUCAAAGCAUUCCCAAUAUUGUUACCCAGUUAGAAGAUUUAGAAAAACUUGAGUUGCUUGAAGGACCUAUACUAGGUGAGUGCUGGAUAAAAUUUAUUCAAAAUAUCAAUGCCGCUUGUAUUAAUGAAGCUCUUUCUACAUUAUCAAUUUGGUUGGGACAAGAAUUAAUUAAAAAUACAUCUUUUAGAGUACCAUCAGAUCAUGAACCAAAAUCGUUAAAACACCUACCCGAGUAUAGCAUUGCUAGAGGAUUAAUGUCAUUUGUGGUUCCAAAGCGUAAAAAGAUGUUAGACACUGACGAACGCCUUAAACAAAAUUGUUUAGUUGUGUUAAAUGGUACUGAUAAACCCAUGUAUGCAUUUGAUUGGUCUUUCUUAGACCGGUAUUUGACAGAAGGACCUCAAAGUAAACUUUGGAAAGAAUCAAUUACAUUAAUUGCUAAACAAUCCAUGAGAUCUACUUCAGCAUUUAGACUUCUAUACAAAUGUUAUGAAUAUUACAAAAAUCUUGAUAUUAAUCAAAAAAAGUUAUUAUUUAAUACUUUAGUCAAAGUCUCUCAUAUUAUGUAUCAUGAUUUCCAAAAGCAAUUUAUGGCCAACGUUUUGGAUGAAGUUUAUAUAUUUGAUGAUGACAAAAUAAAUAAUAUAAAUUCAGAUGAUCUGUUGUGUCAUUAUUUAAACGAAUGCAAACUAAUAUUACAAAACCCAGAAACUAAUACAGUUAAUAUAGACUUGAUUUGUCAUCUUUUUGAAAACAUUUGGUGCACAAUUCAAUUAGACAAUAAGAAAGUACUUGAAGUAUUUCUUAGUUGCUGUCUUGUAAUACCAAUCAAAGUUUUAGAAAAUAUGCGACCGUACCCAGUUCAAAACGAUUCGCUUCCAAAGUUUAUAACUAUGUGUUGUGCUCAAAAUUUUGUUACGAGUAAUACAUCUUUUAAUGCUUUAGAAGAGUGCAUUAAAGCUGCCAAUCAAUUUUCCAAGAGUAAAAUUGAUUUGUGCAAUUUGGUAGUUGAUAUUUUUUGUUUUAAACAUUAUGAACAAUUUCACCACGAGUUUAUUAAUAAUUUAAUGGUUCAUUUAGCUGGUUUUAUGAAAAAUGCAUUCACAAAUGAAUCAUUUGAUGAUAUGUUUUCAGUUUUUAUUUGUAUUAUAAUAUCAAUAUCGGGGUUUGAUGGAAUUAGUUCUGAUGAUGGAACAAUUUUAAAAUGUACGGUCUUUCCUCAUGCGCUUGCGACAUUCGCUAAAAAUUCAGCUCAAACUUUUAGGAUCAUUGAAUGGCUUAAAACAAUGAGAAGUAUUCAAAAUCUAUCGGAAGAUUAUACCAAAUUAUUCAAUUGCUGUUUAGCAGCAUUGAAACAUGAUGUAUACUUUAAAAACUGGAUGAAUACAAAAAAAUUCUUAUUGUGAAUUGAAUUUCAAAAUCUAAGUUAUACGGCUCACUCGGUCCAAACUGGCUGCUGACUCUUGUUGUUCAACACUAUUUACAAAAUUAUCAAUGGCCACUACAUUAUAUCCAGCUUCUAGCAGAGAGAGAACACAGUGACUUCCGAUGUACCCAGCACCACCCGUAACGAAGACAGUUUUAAUAUUGGUCAUAAUUUUAAUUUGAUAAUUUGUUUUUUUUUUUUAAUUAAAAAAAUUGAAUAUAACUUUUUUUUUUAUACAUAUACUACACGUUUUUUCGGGAUAAUAAAUUGUUAAUCUCUUUGUACUACUAUUUAUAUUACCAAAAGUUGUAA
This is a messenger RNA of Adelges cooleyi (spruce gall adelgid), 3947 nucleotides long. RefSeq lists its product as uncharacterized. Lineage: Eukaryota; Metazoa; Arthropoda; Insecta; Hemiptera; Adelgidae. The coding region runs from base 193 to 3615 and encodes 1140 amino acids. The transcript is spliced from 20 exons. The record is from RefSeq and is a predicted model, not a curated record.